Messenger RNA from Oncorhynchus kisutch (coho salmon), 5847 nucleotides. RefSeq names its product vam6/Vps39-like protein. Gene Ontology annotation, biological process: endosomal vesicle fusion; autophagy; vesicle-mediated transport. Gene Ontology annotation, molecular function: protein binding. The transcript is spliced from 20 exons. Bases 496 to 2619 code for a protein of 707 amino acids. Gene Ontology annotation, cellular component: cytoplasm; membrane. The record is from RefSeq and is a predicted model, not a curated record. NCBI's taxonomy places the organism in Eukaryota, Metazoa, Chordata, Actinopteri, Salmoniformes, Salmonidae.
ACGUGACGUGUCAGUAAGGAGCAGACACUGUGUGUUAGCAGCUUUAUUUAUAUCUCUCUCUCUUGUGUUAGCUUAUUGACUAGCAGAACAUUUUUAUAGGAGAAGUAUUUAGCUACUUAUUUCAGAUUUCUGUGUCAAUUAAAUUGUAUUAUUAGUCAAGAGGUUCGGUCAAGACCAACAUGGGGAUAAUAGGGAAUUUUGUUAACGCGUUAUCCUUGUUGGUGUCCUCUCGCUAAUAAAGCAAAGUUCGUUCGCUAAUCAAUUCGCUCGCUAUUUGUUUUUGGAUGUCAUGGCUUCAACGAAUGACAGAGGAAUUAUGUUAAGGUUACCUGCACGGAUUAAAGACACGGUUUAAUCGAUGGGGGGUGGACUUGACAUUUCCAGACGUACCAUUUUUUUUUGUAACGUUGCCUAAAAAUGUUUUGUUAUUGUCACUAACGUUACUAGAUUAUUUAUAGGGGGAACUAAACUACCGGUAACUACCGAGACUCCACAAUGCAUGACGCUUACGAACCGGUCCCUAUCCUGGAGAAACUGCCUCUGCAGAUUGACUGUCUUGCUGCUUGGGAGGACUGGCUUCUGGUAGGCACUAAACCAGGCCAUCUCCUGCUCUACAGGAUAAAAAAUAAUGCAGGUACCAACAGGUUUGAGGUGACUCUGGAGAAGUCCAACAAGAACUUCUCAAAGAAGAUCCAGCAGCUGUUUGUUGUGUCACAGUACAAGAUCCUCGUCAGUCUGUUAGAGAACAACAUCCAUGUCCAUGACCUCUUGACCUUCCAGCAGAUUACUGUGGUCUCCAAGGCCAGAGGGGCAACGCUCUUCGCCUGUGACCUGCAGCAGUCCCCCUCGGGAGAAGCCCAGCUGAGGAUGUGUGUUGCUGUGAAGAAGAAGCUUCAGCUGUACUACUGGAAGGACAGGGAGUUCCAUGAGCUACAGGGGGACUUUUCUGCUCCAGACAUCCCGAAGGCCAUGGCCUGGUGUCAGAACUCUAUCUGUGUAGGCUUCAAGAGAGACUACUACCUCAUCCGGGUCAGUGGGGCUCAAAACAGGAAACACUGUGUUCAUGUUUUACUGCAGACUCCGACCCAUGUGAUUGGUCUGUAUCCUGACCUGCUCCCCGCUGACUACCGUAAACAGCUGCACUACCCCAACCCCCUGCCCAGUCUGUCUGGAGCAGAACUGGAGAAGGCUCACCUGGCGCUCAUAGACUACCUGACACAGAAACGCAGCCACCUGGUGAAACACCUGAACGACUCCGAGCCGUCCACCCCGUCUCCCCUCAUGGAGGGAAUUCCAACCAUCAAGAGCAGGAAGAAACUCCUGCAGAUCAUCGACACCACGCUGCUCAAAUGCUACCUGCAUACCAACGUGGCCCUGGUGUCCCCUCUGUUGCGUCUGGAUAAUAACCACUGUCACAUUGAGGAGAGUGAGUACAUCCUGAAGAAGGCCCACAAGUACAGCGAGCUCAUCAUCCUCUAUGAGAAGAAGGGCCUGCAUCAGAAAGCCCUACAGGUGUUGUUGGAUCAGUCCACCAAGGCUAACUCUCCUCUAAAGGGACAUGAGAGGACGGUGCAGUACCUCCAGAGACUGGGGAUGGAGAAUCUGGUCAUUAUCUUUGAGUUCUCUCCCUGGGUUCUGAAGAUCUGUCCUGAGGACGGACUCAAGAUAUUCACUGAGGACCUGACGGAGGUAGAGACCCUGCCCAGAGACAAGGUCCUGAACUUCCUGAAGGAGGGCUUUAAGGAGCUGACUAUCCCCUACCUGGAGCACAUCGUACACGUCUGGGAGGAGACGGAGCCAGAGUUCCAUAACGUCCUCAUUCAGCUGUACCUGGAGAGGGUCCAGGGGCUCAUGAAGCAGUACCUCAACUCCCUGCCCGAGGGGGUUCCUGCAGUGGCUGCUGGAAAGGAGGAGGGGGACCUGGGAGAGUUUAGGAACAAGCUUCUAUGUUUCCUGGAGGUCUCUACCAGCUACGAGCCUGGACGUCUUAUCAGUGACUUCCCCUUUGACGGUCUUCUGGAGGAGAGGGCCGUGCUGCUGGGUCGGAUGGGGAAACACGAACAGGCCCUCUUCAUCUACGUACACGUCCUGAAGGACACCCACAUGGCAGAGGAGUACUGUCAUAGGCAUUAUGACAAAGAGACGGACAGAAGCCAGGAUGUGUACCUGUCUCUACUGCGCAUGUACCUGUCCCCUCCUGACGUCCACUGUCUUGGGCCAAUCAAAAUGGAGCUGUUGGAGCCACAGACCAAUCUAAUGGCAGCUCUACAUGUCCUGGAGCUGCACCACAGCAAGCUGAAUACAACUAAGGCCAUCGACCUGCUGCCAGCCAACACUCAGAUCAGAGAGAUCCGUGUGUUCCUGGAGAGUGUUCUGGAGGAGAAGGCUCAGAGGAAACGCUUUGACCAGGUGCUCAAGAGUCUGCUGCAGGCCGAGUUCCUACGGGUCCAGGAGGAACGUAUCUUCCACCAACAGGUGAAGUGUAUCAUCACAGAGGAAAAGACCUGCAGGGUCUGUAAGAAGAAGAUCGGAAACAGCGCCUUCGCCAGGUAUCCCAACGGUGUUGUGGUUCAUUACUUCUGCUGUAAGGACCGAGGGGUGUGUCCUACGGAGCAGUGACACCGCUAUCGCCACCUGGACGCAAAGCACUUUGGGAUACUAACAGACGAGACUGCUGUGUACUGAAAUGACAGAAUAGUUCCCUCCUGUGGACUUCGUGUUCGUAGCAGCACCCUGGAAGGCUGGUUUGAAACGACAUCACAGCAGCUGGGAUAUUCAGGAGGAGAGGAGGACUCCAUCUCCGGAACUCUUGGCUGCUUCUCUCUGGAACUCUGGCUGCUUCUCUCUGGAACUCUGGCUGCUUCUCUCUGGAACUCUGGCUGCUUCUCUCUGGAACUCUGGCUGCUUCUCUCUGGAACUCUGGCUGCUUCUCUCUGGAACUCUGGCUGCUUCUCUCUGGAACUCUGGCUGCUUCUCUCUGGAACUCUGGAACUGCUACCAGCUACCUAUUCUGCCCCACAACCCCAGCUACCUGCUAAACUACAGUACCUGUAGCUAUUCUACCAACUACUCUGCUACAGUGACUACUCUGCCCCCUCCCUCUCUCAUCCUCAGACUCUACAGAGACUAUAUAGACUAACUCUUAUUCUCUGAUGCCUUGUGACUUUUAAGAAUGUCCUUAAAAGCAGCCAUUUUCUUUUCAGUUAGUGUGUGUUUCUGAGGGAAUGGUUUUCAUGUUUUCAGUUAGCGUGUGUUUCUGAGGGAAUGGUUUUCAUGUUUUCAGUUAGCGUGGGUUUCUGAGGGAAUGGUUUUCAGUUAGCGUGGGUUUCUGAGGGAAUGGUUUUCAGUUAGCGUGGGUUUCUGAGGGAAUGGUUUUCAGUUAGCGUGGGUUUCUGGGGGAAUGGUUUUCAGCUAGCGUGUGUUUCUGAGGGAAUGGUUUUCAUGUUUUCAGUUAGCGUGGGUUUCUGAGGGAAUGGUUUUCAGUUAGCGUGGGUUUCUGAGGGAAUGGUUUUCAGUUAGCGUGGGUUUCUGAGGGAAUGGUUUUCAGUUAGCGUGGGUUUCUGGGGGAAUGUUUUUCAGUUAGUGUGUGUUUCUGAGGGAAUGGUUUUCAGUUAGCGUGGGUUUCUGAGGGAAUGGUUUUCAGUUAGCGUGGGUUUCUGAGGGAAUGGUUUUCAGUUAGCGUGGGUUUCUGAGGGAAUGGUUUUCAGUUAGCGUGGGUUUCUGAGGGAAUGGUUUUCAGUUAGCGUGGGUUUCUGAGGGAAUGGUUUUCAGUUAGCGUGGGUUUCUGGGGGAAUGUUUUUCAGUUAGCGUGUGUUUCUGAGGGAAUGGUUUUCAGUUAGCGUGGGUUUCUGAGGGAAUGGUUUUCAGUUAGCGUGGGUUUCUGAGGGAAUGGUUUUCAGUUAGCGUGGGUUUCUGAGGGAAUGGUUUUCAGUUAGCGUGGGUUUCUGAGGGAAUGUUUUUUUUUUUUUUAGAUCAACCUGUAUUUGGAUGUAGAUCCACAGUUUCAAAAUGUGUCUUUUUAGUGAUUGAUACAAUAUAUUCAUUCAUUUUUUGGGGAAAAACCUGAAAGAGAAAUUAUGUCAGCAGCUCAGCCCAUGUUUCCCAUAUUCCAGAAGUGAUCGGUGAAAUGAAAUGGUACUGUCUUUAUCAUGAGUGUACGUCAGAUUGGAAUGAAAGUUAAGAUAUGGGGAUGAAUUCCAAAAUGGCACCCUAUUCCAUUUUAUAGUGCACUACUAUAUAGCCCUAUAGGGUUCUGGUGAAAAGUAGUGCACUAUAUAGGGAAUAGGGUGCCAUUUUGGGAUGCAGGCAUUAUAUAUGUCGCAGUUGUAUCCUCGCAACAUUGUAAAUAAAUACGUGCAGCAUCAACCAACCGUCCAUCUAUUUAUUGAAGGAGAUGUAGCUAGCUAUAUUCAACCAACCGUUCAUCUGUUUAUUGAAGAUGUAGCUAGCUAUACUCAACCAACCGUUCAUCUGGCUAUUGAAGGAGAUGUAGCUAGCUAUACUCAACCAACCGUUCAUCUGUUUAUUGAAGGAGAUGUAGCUAGCUAUACUCAACCAACCAUUCAUCUGGUUAUUGAAGGAGAUGUAGCUAGCUAUACUCAACCAACCGUUCAUCUGGUUAUUGAAGGAGAUGUAGCUAGCUAUACUCAACCAACCACCUGUUUUUGUUUUUGAGUGUAGCUAGCUAUACUCAAUCAACCACCUGUUUUUGUUUUUGAGGAGUACAUUUGUACGGAAUGGGGUGAGUUUACAUUAGCUAGUUACACUCAACCAACUGGAAUGGGGUGAGUUUACGUUAGCUAGCUACACUCAACCAACCGGAAUGGGGUGAGUUUACGUUAGCUAGCUACACUCAACCAACCGGAAUGGGGUGAGUUUACGUUAGCUAGCUACACUCAACCAACCGGAAUGGGGUGAGUUUACGUUAGCUAGCUACACUCAACCAACCGGAAUGGGGUGAGUUUACGUUAGCUAGUUACACUCAACCAACCGGAAUGGGGUGAGUUUACGUUAGCUAGUUACACUCAACCAACCGGAAUGGGGUGAGUUUACGUUAGCUAGCUACACUCAACCAACCGGAAUGGGGUGAGUUUACGUUAGCUAGCUACACUCAACCAACCGGAAUGGGGUGAGUUUACGUUAGCUAGCUACACUCAACCAACCGGAAUGGGGUGAGUUUACGUUAGCUAGCUACACUCAACCAACCGGAAUGGGGUGAGUUUACGUUAGCUAGCUACACUCAACCAACCGGAAUGGGGUGAGUUUACGUUAGCUAGCUACACUCAACCAACUGGAAUGGGGUGAGUUUACGUUAGCUAGUUACACUCAACCAACCGGAAUGGGGUGAGUUUACGUUAGCUAGCUACACUCAACCAACCGGAAUGGGGUGAGUUUACGUUAGCUAGCUACACUCAACCAACCGGAAUGGGGUGAGUUUACGUUAGCUAGCUACACUCAACCAACCGGAAUGGGGUGAGUUUACGUUAGCUAGCUACACUCAACCAACCGGAAUGGGGUGAGUUUACGUUAGCUAGCUACACUCAACCAACCGGAAUGGGGUGAGUUUACGUUAGCUAGCUACACUCAACCAACCGGAAUGGGGUGAGUUUACGUUAGCUAGCUACACUCAACCAACCGGAAUGGGGUGAGUUUACGUUAGCUAGCUACAGUAUACUCAGUCUGUUGCACCAUCUCACCAUUUAACCUUCAAAACAUUGGUACCAUUAUAUAAAGAGGGAGAGAGUAUGAACAGUUUAUUGUUUAAGUUUUUUCUUAUUUUUUUACUGAGCAAAUCAAACCGAUAUGUCAGUAUUGCAUGAAUUGAUUAAUAAACAUAACUUUACACUC